Messenger RNA from Cottoperca gobio, 1650 nucleotides. RefSeq names its product transmembrane protease serine 9. Gene Ontology annotation, biological process: proteolysis. NCBI's taxonomy places the organism in Eukaryota, Metazoa, Chordata, Actinopteri, Perciformes, Bovichtidae. Bases 1 to 1650 code for a protein of 549 amino acids. The transcript is spliced from 8 exons. Gene Ontology annotation, molecular function: serine-type endopeptidase activity. The record is from RefSeq and is a predicted model, not a curated record.
AUGCUCAACACCAGGAUAGUUGGGGGGGAGGCGGCCCCUGAGGGCAGCUGGCCCUGGCAGGUGAGCCUGCAGAGAUCAGGGCGCCACUUCUGCGGAGGAUCCCUUAUUAACAGAGAAUGGGUGCUGACGGCUGCUCACUGCUUCUCAAGCCCCAACACAAACAAUCUGUUCGUGUCUCUGGGGCGCCAGACUCUAGAGGGCGCCAACGCCAACCAGGUGUCUGUAACUGUAUCACGGAUCAUCAAUCACCCCAACUACAACUCUGAGACGAAUGACAACGACAUCUCCCUCCUGAAGCUCUCCUCACCGGUGACUUUCACCACAUACAUUUUGCCCGUGUGCCUGGCAGCUGCAGGCAGCACCUUCUUCAGCGGCAUCGACUCCUGGGUCACCGGCUGGGGCAAUAUCGGAAGUGGAGUGGAUCUUCCUUCCCCACAAACGCUGAUGGAGGUGGAGGUGCCAGUUGUGGGGAACAGACAGUGUACGUGUGACUACAGGUUGAGGAACAUCGCAAUCACAGACAACAUGAUCUGCGCAGGGUUACGUACUGGAGGGAAGGACUCCUGUCAGGGGGAUUCAGGCGGUCCGAUGGUGAGCAAGCAGGGCGGUCGCUGGAUCCAGGAAGGAGUCGUGAGUUUUGGAAUAGGUUGCGCCUUGCCUAAUUUCCCAGGAGUCUACACCAGAGUGUCCCAGUAUGAGUCAUGGAUCAACAGCCAAGUCACCAGCAACCAGCCGGGCUUUGUCCCCUUCAGCUCCACUGGGACGGACAGUGACCUCAGCGUCAACUGUCCUGGCCUGCCACCACCUCCAACCACCAUCCCUACAACCAUAGUCAAACCUGUGUUCUGUGGCAAAGCCCCGCUGAAUUCACGUAUUUUGGGAGGAUCCUCGCUGAUGCUGGCCGGCGAGUGGCCAUGGAUGGCGAGCCUGCAGAAGAAGGGAAGUCACAUGUGCGGUGGGACUCUGGUGGCCGUUGACGCCGUGUUGAGCGACGCCGACUGCUUCUCAAGUUCCCCCAGGCCGUCUGAAUGGACCGUAGUGCUGGGUCGGCUGAAACAGAACGGAGCCAACCCCUUUGAGAUGACCCUGAAUGUGACAAACAUCACUCUGAGCAACCUGACGGGGUCUAAUGUGGCCGUGCUGCAUCUGGCAACCCCCCCCCCCCUGUCCGUCUACAUCCAGCCCGUCUGCAUGGACGACGGACGGACCUUCGCCGUGGGCUCGACCUGCUGGGCUGCUGGCUGGAGCGCCAAGCGAGGAGGAGAGGAACAAUUGUUGCAGGAGUUUCGGACCACGGUGGAAAGUUGUGGGAACGCGUCGUCGAGCGACAACAUUUGUACCGGAGCUUUUACUCUGGAUCAAGGGGAUUAUGGAGGUCCGCUGAUGUGUAAGCAGGGUGACUCUUGGUUCCAGGCGGUCGUCCUGUCAGCUGCAAACAUCACCAUUCAAACACAAGGACGAGCGUCCGCACAGCUCUUCACCAAACUGAGCCACUUUCAGGCCUUCCUGAGCAGCACAGUGGGCUUCUUGUCUUCAGGCUCCAACACCACAGAGGGCCUGACCACGACCAGCAGCGGGGUCGACCCUGCUCACUUCCUCUUCUUACUCCAUCUCCUCGUCUUCUCCGCGUGUCUCCAUCUCUUCUUGUAG